This is a messenger RNA of Papaver somniferum (opium poppy), 1794 nucleotides long. RefSeq names its product fructan 6-exohydrolase-like. Gene Ontology annotation, molecular function: hydrolase activity, hydrolyzing O-glycosyl compounds. The record is from RefSeq and is a predicted model, not a curated record. Gene Ontology annotation, biological process: carbohydrate metabolic process. Lineage: Eukaryota; Viridiplantae; Streptophyta; Magnoliopsida; Ranunculales; Papaveraceae. The transcript is spliced from 8 exons. Bases 1 to 1794 code for a protein of 597 amino acids.
AUGGCCUUGAAUAAUACUGUUAAUCAUCAUGGAGUUGAAGCUUCUCAAACUUUUCCUGGGAACCUUACUCAAAAUUACCAACCAUAUCGAACUGGUUAUCAUUUCCAACCUUCAAACAAUUGGAUGAAUGAUCCUAAUGGGCCUAUGAUUUACAAUGGAAUAUACCAUCUAUUCUAUCAAUGGAGAACUCUUACUGGUUUAGUUUGGAGUAAAAAAGUAUGGGCUCAUGCGACAUCCACCGAUCUCGUAAACUGGAUUCACCAUAAACAUGCGAUUGUCUCAUCGGAACCAUUUGAUAUCGAAAGUGUUUGGUCAGGUUCAACAACAUUUGUACAAGGAAAGCCGAUUAUUCAGUACACAGGAAUCAUUAAAACUGUUCCAUGGAAAUACCAAGUUCAGAAUAUGGCAGUGCCUAAGGACUUAUCUGAUCCUUACCUUAUAGAAUGGAUUAAACCAGUGGAACACAAUCCUGUUAUUAAGCCCACUGAUGACAUAAAUUCUAAUGCAUUUAGGGAUCCUACUACUGGUUGGCAAGGUCCUGAUGGGAUCUGGAGAAUUACAAUAGGAAGCAAAGUAGGGAACGAUGGAGUAGCGUUUUUAUAUCGAAGUGCUGAUUUUAUUCAUUGGAUUAAAGCAGAACAACCUCUUCAUUCGGCCAAGGAAUCUGGAAUGUGGGAGUGCCCGGAUUUCUUUCCAGUAGCAAUUGAAGGAAAAGAGGGUGUGGAUACUUCAGUUCUUUGUCCUAGUGUUAAACAUGUGUUCAAGGUGAGCUUUACCAGUCAUGAAUACUAUACUAUUGGAUCUUACAACCCUGAAACAGAUACAUAUACUCCUGAUGAAGGAUCCAUCGAUAAUGAUUCUGGUUUGAGGUUUGAUUAUGGGAAGUUUUACGCUUCAAAAACAUUCUUCGAUAAUGAAAAGAACAGGAGAGUAUUGUGGGGUUGGGUAAAUGAAUCUAGUAGUGUAGCAGAUGAUGUGAAGAAAGGUUGGUCCGGACUACAGGCACUUCCUCGAACUCUGUGGCUCUCGGAAAAUAGCAAGCAAUUGAAGCAAUGGCCUGUUGAAGAGAUAAAACAACUUCGCACGGAACGAGUUUCUUUACCUAGCCAAGUUCUUGCAGGGGGGUCAGUAAUGGAAGUUCCUGGUGUCACAGCUUCCCAGGCAGAUGUAGAUGUGAUAUUUGAACUUCCAAAGUUGGAAGAUUGUGAUAUAAUGGACCCUAAUUGGGUCGCUAAACCGCAACUACUUUGUAGUUUAGAACGAGCAUCAGUACCAGGGAAAUCAGGCCCAUUUGGUUUGUUGGCUUCGGCUUCUAAAAACUUUGAAGAACAGACAGCCAUUUUCUUUAGGGUAUUCAAUCACCAGAACAACUACGUUGUGUUCAUGUGCAGUGAUCAGAGCCGGUCUUCUCUGGAACAAAGCAACGACAAAACUACUUAUGGAGCUUUUAUUGAUUUUGACCCAAAGCAUGAUAAGCUAUCCCUCAGGAGCUUGAUUGAUCACUCAGCAGUGCAGAGCUUUGGCGUUGAAGGAAAAGCUGUUAUAACAGCUAGAGUAUAUCCAAAAUUGGCUGUUGAUAAUGAAGCUCUGCUUUAUGUAUUCAAUAAUGGAACCGAAAAUUUGAAGAUGUCAAGUCUCGAGGCUUGGAGUAUGAAGAAAGCUGAAAUCAAGUAUCUUGAAGAUUUGAAAAUUUCUAAAAGUCAAGUCCAACGCCGGAUUUCAGUGUUUGAGUUAUUGGACGACCAACGGAAGGGAGGGAGUCCUUUUACGUUUACUAUGGGGGCUAUAAUGUAG